UUUUCCAACGAAACACAUACAAACUUAAGAGUUAAGACAGUUCUAAACAAAAUCAACAGACAUAACAGAAACACCCACUGCGGAGUUUUUAGGAGGAGGUAGAUCCAGAUCGGAAGGGAGGGAUCCCACCCACAGGACCAGGCUCCGUUCGUCUCCUUCACUAUCCUUCCCAAAAAUCCCUCUGUUCAGGAGAUUACCUAAAGCAAGCAGGAAACAGAUACAGAAAAAUGAGCCUCUUUUCAAUCACCGUCGACCUCCAAAAAAUGUUCUCCUUCGUCAACACCACACCACCUUCAAAAACAAGCCAAAACAAAACAAAAAAACCCCCCUCCUUCUUUCUAACCAAAACCCUCUAUUUAUACCCAUCAAGGACCGAGCUUCAUCUUGCUGAAAAACGAAAAAAAAGGUGCCGAGGAGAAUCGGACAACCAGAGCAGGUACAAGAUCGGGUUGCAAGAUUGCGUUUCAGCCGGGGAUUGCACGAUUGGGGCAUAGGUGAUGAGUGCAAAUCAGCUCGGGUAGAGGAGGGGUGAUGAGUGCAGACCUGGGCUUGGGCAGAGGAGGUUGUAGGCGCGCAGGAAGUAGGGCGUGUAGGCGUGCAGGAGGCAUGAUUACCGGUGCGCAGAGUGCAAGGCACGGGCGUGCAGGGGGCGCAGGCGUGCAGCAGCAGGAAGGUGCAGGCGAUCUGGGCGCAGAGCAGGGAGCAGGGGCGUAGGUGCAAGGCGCGGGCGUAGGUGCAGGGCUAGUGCAGCUAGGCUGGGCGUGCGAGGGGGCGAUGAUGGCUCGGUGCAGAGGAGCUGGGCGCGGUGCAGAGGAUCUGGGCUGUGCAGGGGGUAGAGGAAGCUGGAGAUUGAUGCAGAGGAGGGUGGAGGCUGAUUCGGGAGAGAGAAAAGUAAAAGAAAAAUGGAAGGAGGUUCUGGAGAAAAAAAAGAUUAUUAUUAUUUUUUUUUUGGGUUAAAUGGGUUUGGUAUUUGGGCUUGGGUUUGGGUAAUUGUUGGUUUUGGAUUUUUGGGUAAUUUUUGGUUUUGUGAUUUUGGGCUUGGGUAGUUGGUAGGCUUUGGGUUUUGGGUAAUUGGGUUUGAGUUUGGUGGGUUUUGGGCUAGACUUUGCAUUUCACCCCUCCAACUUUCCAUUUCUUCAAUUGAGUCCUUUCUCGAGUUUCCUUUCCCAUUUCCUUCUUGAAUUUCCCCUUUUGCACCUGAAAGAAACAUGAAGAUGUAUU
Molecule: messenger RNA, 1221 nt
Organism: Rubroshorea leprosula
Lineage: Eukaryota; Viridiplantae; Streptophyta; Magnoliopsida; Malvales; Dipterocarpaceae
Source: the annotation of a GenBank genome assembly